GCGCCAGCAGCAGCGUUGCGCACCACCAUAAUAAUAUAACUGACGCAGGAUACAUUACACUCCUUAAAACGCACUCUCUUGUGUUUAUGUCAUAUAUAAAGCUUAAUGUGUUGGUUUUAAGGAACAUACAUACUGCGAAUUAUUCCUAAUAUAUGUCUUUCACUCUAAAGGUUGAUACUGAGAAGUCAUUUGCUAAUAUUUGAAGAGAAAUUAGUGUCAUUCUAAUCAAUAGCGACAUCAGCUCGAGUCAGUCAAAGCUUUGACUCUGUGACGCCCAAAACAAACAUAUAAACACACGUUUAGCGCGUCUUAACUGCGUACAAGCAGGUUUGAUCAUCCAGUUACAUUCACAGAUCUCGUGUGGGACAUAGAGAGCAUUGUGGCGAUGGAGCUUGUGUGUGAUGGAGAGGAGUCAGAGGUGAUUCCACAGGCGUGUGUGCUGUCUGAGUUCAGUGAGAUCGCAGAGGUGAAAACACUUAUCAACAGUCUGCCUGACAUUCAUAACGACACUGUCAGCAGGGAGACCACCAUCGAGAAGUUUGUGGUUCUCAUGGACCGUUACCAGGAGCAGCCACAUCUUCUGGACCCUCAUCUAGAGUGGAUGCUGAGCAUGCACUUGGAGAUGAUCCGCAGUGAGAAGUCACCACCUCUGCUGGUCCAUCUCUGUUUCAAAUUCCUCUACAUCAUCUCAAAGGUCAGAGGCUACAAAAUCUUCAUGCAGCUCUUCCCCCAUGAGGUGUCAGAUGUUCAGCCGGUUCUGGACCUUUUAUGCAGACAGGACCCGAAAGACACUGAGACCUGGGAAACACGCUACAUACUCCUCCUUUGGCUGUCCAUGACAUGUCUCAUUCCCUUUGACCUCUCCCGUCUGGAUGGAAACCUGUCCACUGACUCUGGGCUCAACAGAGAGACCAUCAUGGAUCGUAUCCUGGCUGUUGCCAAGUCUUUUCUCAGAGUGAGUGACAAAUCUCGAGAUGCUGCAUCAGUGCUGGUAUCAAAGUUUGUGACUCGUCCAGAUGUGAAGCAGAAGCGGCUGGGUGAUUUUCUGGACUGGUGCCUGACCACCAUCUCUCAGACGAGUGAGCUGACCAUGGAGGGAACUGUGGCACUCGAUGGAGCUUUACAGUCACUGGCUCAGCUCUUCAAGCAUGGGAAACGUGAUGACUUCCUGCAAUAUGCCCCCACAGUGCUUCAAUGUCUAAACCAAAAAAGAAUAGCUGAGAGUAACCAGGCCACAUUACGGAAGUUGGGAGCAAAAGUAGUCCAGAGACUGGGCCUGACCUUUCUAAAACCACAAUUGGCCAAAUGGAGAUACCAGAGAGGAAGUCGGUCUCUUGCAGUGAACCUGGCCCAGUCUGCCGUCACAGAAAGUGUAGAGUCCAUAAAACCGGAUCUAGAGUCUGUCAGUCCAGAGGAAGACUAUGACAUGCCUCCAGAGGUGGAGAAUAUAAUUGAACAACUGUUGGUGGGGCUAAAAGACAAAGAGACAAUAGUGCGAUGGUCUUCUGCUAAGGGGAUUGGAAGGGUGACUGGUAGACUGCCUAAAGAGCUCGCAGAUGAUGUGGUGGAGUCUGUUUUAGAGUGUUUCAGUUUCCAAGAAACAGAUAAUGCCUGGCAUGGGGGCUGCCUGGCUCUUGCAGAGCUGGGCCGGAGAGGACUGCUGCUUCCUUCACGUCUUUCAGAUGUGGUGCCAUUGAUUGUAAAAGCUCUGACAUAUGAUGAGAAAAGAGGAGCAUGCAGCCUGGGCUCAAAUGUCCGUGAUGCAGCCUGCUAUGUGUGCUGGGCUUUUGCCCGCGCCUACGAGCCCAAUGAACUAAAGCCCUACGUCAACCAGAUUGCCAGUGCGCUGGUCAUUACAACUGUAUUUGACAGGAAUGUGACAUGCAGGAAGGCUGCCUCUGCUGCAUUCCAAGAGAACGUGGGCAGACAGGGCACCUUCCCCCACGGCAUAGAUAUUCUCACAGCCGCAGACUACUUUACAGUCGGUAACCUGAAUAACUGCUACUUGACAAUCAGUGUGUACAUCACUGGUUUUGAGGAAUACACCAAACCUCUAAUUGACCAUUUGGUGGCUAUGAAAGUCAAUCACUGGGAUGGAGUGAUCAGAGAGCUGGCCACAAAAGCACUGCACAAUCUAACUGUCCAGGCCCCUGAAUACAUGGCCAACACUGUGUUACCCCAACUGCUGCCCAUGGCGACAGGGAUGGACCUACACGGUCGUCAUGGCGCUAUCCUGGCCUGCGCUGAGAUUACUCACACCCUGUAUAAGCUCGCUGCCAAGAACAAUAGUUCUGUGACUGACUUCCUCUUAUCUGACACCAUUGAAGGCCUCAAGGGCAUUCAUCAAAAGCUCUCUGACAGAAAGCAGUACAGGGGAUUUGGUGGAGAGCUCAUGAGACCAGCUGUCUGUGGCCUUAUUGAAAAGCUGUCUCUCUCCAAGAUGCCAUUUAAAGAUGACCCAGUUAUUGCUGGAUGGCAAUGGCUAAUAGACGACAGCUUGAAGAACCUUCAUCUGUUUUCUAGUGGGUCCAGACUGGGUAUACAGGAUGCUGCAGUUUCAGCAUUGGCAGCGCUGUGCCAACGGUUUUAUCAAGUUGAACCGGGGGUGGCUGAUGUGAAAAUGCAAGAACAGUUGGUUAGUCAAUACCUGUCUGCCUUGGAGAGUCCUGAGGUAAUGACCCGCUGUGGCUGUGCUCUCGCCCUGGGCUCACUGCCUUCAUUUAUGAUACAUGGCAAACUACAGCAGAUCUUGUCUGGGCUCCAGGCAGGCUGUAAAGUGGCAAAGAAAGAGGAGAGUCUAACAGAAGGCAGGAGGGAUGCGGCCAUAGCCAUGUCACAGGUGUGUCUAGCUGUUGGAGUGUGUGCGCAAGGCAACCCAGACCACGUCUUGUGUGAAAGCAACAUAAGAGCUGUGUAUGAAGCCUUGUUGGACUGUAUGAACGACUACAGCAUGGACAGCCGAGGGGACGUCGGGGUCUGGGUUAGGGCGGCAGCGAUGAGCAGUCUCAUGGAUGUGACCAUGCUGGUGGUGGCGUCUGCUCCAGAGCUCCUCUCCUCUGAUCUUGUUCAGCGAAUGAUGUGCUGCCUGGCCCAGCAAGCUGCAGAGAAGAUAGACCGCUACCGAGCCCAUGCUGGCACCAUUUUCCUUCGUCUGCUCCACAGCACGGAGCCUGCAGUACCUCACAUUCCCCACCGGGAGGAGCUACUGAUAAUCUUCCCUCCAGAGACAGGAAACUUGCUCAACUGGAAUGCUGCAUCACAGGCCUUCCCUCACAUCACUCAGCUCCUGCGGCUGCCUCAGUACCAGUACCACACGCUCCUGGGCCUCACCGUGUCUGUGGGUGGCCUCACCGAAUCUACAGUGCGUUUCUCCUCUCAGUCUUUAUUUGAGUACUUAAAGGGCGUUCAACAGGAUGCCACAGCACUGCAACAGUUUGGAGACACACUGUUAUGCAUCUUCAGAGAUAACCUCCGCAAUGACAGGGUCUCUGUCCCUUUACUGAAGAUGGUGGACCAAAUCCUUGCAAACGGCUGCUUUGAACUCUUCACCAGUGAGGAGAGUCAUCCAUUUGGUGUAGAGCUGCUCUCACUGUGUAAGGAGGAAAUCAAGAAGUCCAAAGAUGUCCAGAAGUUGUUGUCAUGUAUAGCUGUGUUCUGUGGAAUGGUGCAGUUUCAGGGUGAUGUGAGGAAGAAUGUUUUAGUGCAGCUGCUAAUGUUGCUCGGUCACCCUUUCCCCGUGAUCAGAAAGACGACUGCCAGCCAGGUGUACGAAAUGCUCUUGACCUAUGAUGAUGUCAUAGUCGAUGAUCAAGUACUAGCUGAUGUCAUGGCCUCACUUAGUGACACUAAUUGGGAAAGUGACAUCGCCACAGUGCGGACACACAGGAAUCAGCUCUGUGAUUGGCUGGGAGUGCCAAGGCCGACACUGAUUGCCAAGAGUUCACCGCAAUAGUUCCAACACAAGAACCUAGGUGGCUCUCCAGGUCACCAGAUGGCCUCUCUGCACCACGUUCCCAUUCUGGACACCAGCCGUGUUCAAAUGUCUUCAUUACUGUCAGAUAAUGUUGUCCAUCUAAUACUACAUGACCUGUCAUCAUUAAAUUCUUAACUAAAACUUGCUUGUGCUCAGUGCUUAAUUUGUAAAUUGAGAGGUUCUAGAACAAGGACUAGUGAUGAGGAGAGCACAUAAAUGAAAAAUAGUGCGUUUUGACACUGCAGGUAGAGCGGCGUGACAAAACUGCAUCGCUCCCAUUAAAAUCAGCAAGGAAUGGACAGUGCAAGAAGCUUGUUGAUAAUGGUGGAGUAAUCUAGUUAUUUGCUUUACAAUGCUUGCUUGUAGUAUAGAUUGUAUAGCGUCACUAAUUGUGUUUCCUAAUAAUCUGCAUUAGAUUAAAUAGAAUGUAAUAAGAUUCAUUAAUCUUGUAUGUACCAUAUUUUCCGGAAAUAAAGCAUCACCUUAAUGUAUGUCGCGCUUGAUCAAAAUUGCGUCGUUAAAAGAAAAAAAAAAAACACGGAUAAGUCACAUCUCAGUAUAAGCUACACUUUCUUUCAGCCGCUCAACAUGUCAGAAGCGCUCCAUGAAGAUAACCUCAGGAUCUAAGAAUCGUAUCACGCAUUAAUUUAAAUUUAAAGCACCUGCUUUAAGUAAUCGUGUUUAAUCAUUUUUUUAAAUUCUGUUUGUUCCAUGUAAAGAACAAGACAAAUAAGCCACAUCUGUUUAGAACAUUUGUAACUCUAUGCUGUAUACAAAUAGCUUUUAGUUUGUGAGUAAAACAGUAUGCCUGUUGUAUUCUAUUCAUUCAUUAAAGUUAGUGACUAUCUAUCUGGAUAUUUCUGAUAUUUGCAACCCUCUUUGCUAUGCACUAAUUAUCCGGUUCACUGACUGAAUGUUGAUGGGACAGAAUAUUUAAACUGGUUGCAUAAAGUAACAAAAUACUAUGAAUAGGCUACUUUAAAAUGACUAAUGUUUUAAGCAUAUGUAAGUAUAUGUUUGGGAUGCAUGUGUUUGACCGGCCGACAUCAAUAGAGCGCAACAGUGCUCGCCCGCUUUUUCAGUCGUCUUGGUUCUGUAAAUAUUUUUUCCCAUUAAACUUUUCAUAAAAUGCUUCAUAAUAGAGUUGUAAGCCAUGAACCAAACCAGCCAGUUCUGUUGUGAAUUAACAUAACAAACUUAGUAUUUGAGUAUUUCAAGUAUUUGAAAAUCGGACAAAAAGACAAAGGUACAAGACUGUGUACUUACCGUCUUUCACAAGGGUACAAAUUACAAUCCUGAUGGAAUGAUGAAAAUAUAUAAAACUAUUGAUUUUAGGUUGUUGAUUUUAAGUAUUGAAACAACAUAUUUAACUUAAAAAUUGUACAAUAUAUACAAAUAUACUGUAUAUGUAGUUUGAGGGUGUAGGGAGACUGACUCGAUUGCGUCAUUCACAGUGCGUCAUGAAAGUGGGUGCUCGCUGCUGGAUUUGUUUGGCAAGCUUUGUUGGCCACGGUUCUCUGAUUGGGGGAUCUGUCUCUGGUGUAUCAUGGAUAAUGUAGUUGUUCACCAGGAAUUCCACUAUUAAACAUGAUUUUUAAACAAUGAAGCUGAAAUAACACAGACUGAUGGUUUCAACAAAGACAUGGUUGGUCUGUCUUUAAACGUUUAUACAUUAUCAUUGAAAAUCAGUUAAUCUAUGGAAAAAAUGAAUGGGAUUUUUACUUCAAGAACCAGACUGUUGCACUCUAUUAUGUAUGAAUUAUGUAAAUAAGUCGCUUGAGACUAUUAGUCGCAGUUCCUUUCAGAUGAUGGAAAAAACGUGAUUUAUACGUAUGCUGGAAAAUAUGGUAAUAAGAAUUAAUUUGGUAGCAAAUAAGAUUCUCUGCUCUGCAUAUGCAUAAUGACUGAUUAUCAUUUACACUACAAAUGUGAUGUGGUCACAUUUUUUCAAAAAUGUGCAAAACCUCCGAAGAAACUACCGAAAGUGGUUUGAGCGAUCUGAUCACAAAACUUUUUGAACCCCAUUAAUACCUGUAUUUUGCUGCCCACCGAAACAGAUGUUAAUUCCAGGUCUAAUUGUGAUCAUAGACUACACAUACUAUAUGUUUAAUAAAAUACUGUAUUGCUACUAUUUUUACAGGGACAUUGAAAGUUAUUGACAACAUUUUAAUUGUUUGUAAUACAUAUGAAACACAUGUAAAGGUCAUCGCAUAUGA
Molecule: messenger RNA, 6189 nt
Organism: Myxocyprinus asiaticus (Chinese sucker)
Lineage: Eukaryota; Metazoa; Chordata; Actinopteri; Cypriniformes; Catostomidae
Product: tubulin-specific chaperone D-like
Exons: 39
Coding region: 386-3952 (1188 amino acids)
Biological process (GO): adherens junction assembly; post-chaperonin tubulin folding pathway; bicellular tight junction assembly
Cellular component (GO): lateral plasma membrane
Molecular function (GO): GTPase activator activity; beta-tubulin binding
Source: RefSeq, a predicted model, not a curated record